This is a messenger RNA of Exophiala xenobiotica, 531 nucleotides long. RefSeq lists its product as uncharacterized. Bases 126 to 476 code for a protein of 116 amino acids. The record is from RefSeq and is a predicted model, not a curated record. The transcript has a single exon. NCBI's taxonomy places the organism in Eukaryota, Fungi, Ascomycota, Eurotiomycetes, Chaetothyriales, Herpotrichiellaceae.
CUGCAACUGAGACACCAGGUUGAUGAUCUGGUCGCUGUCUUCUGAAAUAACGAGCAACACCGAAACCGGCUCCACUCCGGCAAUGCAAUUGCCGCCAUCAUGUCGCUCAUUGGCGUGGUGGCUGAAUGUUGACCGUGGCCUGUGGACUGGCGCUGUGUACAUAUACCCCGCCAACGUGGCUGGGAACACCUUUGACCGCAAAAGCUUCAACCUUUUCAACCAUAACGGAAGAGGCUGUAACGCCGGUUCAGGUCACUAUGUGGGCUUUUGACCCAACAGAUUCUACUCCAGUGUCUAGAUUCUCGAGGUCGAAGGUCCCUUUCCUGGAGAUUGUUGUGGAUUGUGACAUCCAAAGAAUGGGAUCGACAAUGCCCAAGGGAGAUACUUUGACAGCGGGGUCCAAAAAUAGACGGGAUGUGAGCAUAAGUCUCUGUAUCAGGCCAUCUUUUAUUCAGCCGCAAUGCUUCACAGUCUAGGUUUGUGAUAUUCGUAGUCGAGUGCAGGUGGCAAUCUUCCUAGGGAUGAUCAGGC